AUUCUUCUAACGUUUUUCGGGCAAAAUAUAUUUUUUCCACGAAAAAAAAGAUUUUUCUUUGCAAAAUUGUAACAUUUCUUUUUCAAAUUUAAAGUAAAGAACGUAAAUAGUUAUUAAAUGUCUAGUGUUUAUUAAGUUUUAAAUUGUAAUUAUAAGUAAUUUAUAAAAAAGCAAACAACUUUACAAAUAUCAGGUGCUUAAAAAAGUCAUAAAUUUAACAAAAAAAAAUUUCACCAUCAUAAAACAAAAAAAAUCGUGUUUAAGACGCAUUUCUGUUGUCUCCCUAUAUACAAUUUGUUCGAUUUAUGUAUAUUGGACGCACACACAUUUCUUUUUGUUAUAAUUUUUUUAUUAACAAAACGUUUAACUAAAAAGGGAGAAAAUAAAUAAAUUACCACCGAAAAAUUAAGCAGACUACAAAAACAAAUUCAACAGAAGCAGAAAAAGCAGCAAUAAGAAAUUUUUUAAGCCAACCAAAUACACAAGGGAAAGGCGCAAUUAGCGAACUGAGCAACAGCCAUUGACACGGACAGAAAGACAGACACAAAGGCAUAGAGACAACAGACAUUGUAUCGUCGUCACUUUUUGGCUAUAUGGCUGCUAAUAUGAUUAGUAACAAUAAUAAUACAAAAUCAAAAAAUGGUGGUAUGGCCAGAGGAGGUCUAAUGUCUAACUCUUCCUCUGCUUCAAACAUUUCUACUGCCACAGCAGCCAGCUCGGUUAACCUAGUAAAUACAACAACAGGUCGUAAUGUUGUUGUAUGUGGCAGCAGCGGUGGUGGUGGUGGUGGCAUUCCCGUGCACCCUGUCAACGACGGUGUUACUAGUCUUAGUGAUUUGCGUAGCUAUUUGCAACCCAUCAAUAGUACAAUGUCCCUGCCGCCUGGUGUUUGUCCCUACGAUCACAUAAUCGAAAUGAUACGUGGUCUGGAUUUACAAGAUGAUGGCAUAACCAUGAAUCACAAGAUCAAAUCAAUCGAAACAGAUUUCUGUAAUAUUGUACGUGAUGAAAAUAUGUUGUGUGAAUCAAUGGAAUAUCUAAAUGACAAAGCAUUGGAAGAUGGUGAAACAGCUUUAAAAUUUGCUUUACUCUUUGCAUCACAUAAUUUUGAUGUUCUCGCCAUGAAGGAGACAAAAGUGCGAACAGCCAUGUUAACACUGUUGCAAAAGAAUUUCGUUAAUGCUGAAAACUAUAGAUUGCAUGAUCGUGAACGUCUUUAUAAUUCUAUAACACUUUUGGGAGAAUAUUAUCAUCGUGUACGUUUGGCAGAUAAUUCGCCCAUCAACAUAUUGGGUGAGUCGUUAUUGGGUCUACUCAUACGUGAAAUUAAGGAGGAGAAGAAUGUGAACGAUGUGAAAUUGGCGAAAUUAAUAUUGUCACAAAUAACACUUAAUGGUGAUUUGAUGCGCAAUCUGCAUAAAACGGAAAUAUCACAAUUACUAUAUCACAUACGAAAGAAUCUAAUAGAGCAGCCAAAUUUGAAGCCAACCGUUAAAGCCAUUAUGUUAAUGACUUUAGAUUUAUUUUAUAGCAAUUUUGCAAGUUUAGGGUCACAAUUAGAAGUAAUGUAUACAAAAUAUUUCAUUAUGGAGGACGAUGACGAGGGCAACAAUAAUCAAAAUUCUAAUCAACAAACACCUUCGUCGCAAGCUAAUUCUCAUCAGCAACAAAAUCAAACCAACAAUAGUCCCCAGCAUCAACAACAACAACAACAAAAUUUCACCUGCCCUUCAACUCAACUACAGCAGCAGCAGAAUAGUUACGAUGAAGUUCCCCUGCCUUCGUCGUCAAAUAAUACCAGCUAUGAAAAUGGAGAUUCUGGUAAUGUUAACGACAACACCGAAGAUGAUCCCGACAGCUACAAGAAGUGGAGCGAACAAGUUUGUGAGGAUUCUUUUGAGGAGUACAACGGUGUCGAAAGUGAAUUAAAUUUGAGCAGCAGUGGUGGUAAUCAGGAUCAAUUGAACAGAAGCUUUGGUGAUGAACGUGAUCGUCAGCAUUCUUCUAAUAGGAGUUAUGAUAAUGACAGCGAUAGACAGAGUCGCAACUCAAGACGCUCAUUUCAACCCAGACAAUCACCAAGACCACUUAAACAAAAUUUCAAUAGCAAUGAACCGUUACAGAAUAGUCGCGAUUCUCAAAAUAGCGGUAAUGAAGAACGUGACGAAUCAAAACCAUUGCCACGUUGGCGUGCUCCCAGAUUUAAUCGUGACGAUCAAAAUAAAGACAAUAGAUCGCGCAAUGCUCAAAGACGUUUUAGUGCCAGUUUUGACGAUGAUCGUCAAAGUAUACGCAGUGAUGGUGGUAGUAUACGCCUCUACAGCAUUAAUGAUCGCCUGAAACAUGCUCAAGAGAAAAUUGAACGUUCAGGCAAUCAGUCAUCGUACACGGGUAUAGCGAAUUCAAAUUGGGAUCGACAAUCACAACGAGACGAUCGCAGUGAACGUUCCUAUAUGAGCAACUAUGAGCGUGGUAAUAACCAUCGUAGAGGUGGUGGUAGACACUAUAAUAAUAGGCCCACUUACGACAAGCCACCACGUUUUCAGAAGAAUAAUAAAAAUUCUAAAGAUAAAAAUUCAGAUACCUGGAGAAGUUCAAAUAGUAAUUUACAAUAUGUGGAUGAAAAUUCUUCAUACAACACAAAUGGACCCGAGUCAAAUAGUCGCAGCUCCUCAAGAGCACGCACCUUGCCCAGACCGGCCAAGUCUAGAAUUGAUGGCAACAAUCAAAGUAAUAACUAUAGACGCAGUCAAAGUCCCAACAGUUAUCAGCAGCGCGGUGGUGGUGGCAAUCAUCAUCAUCAACAUCAUAACCAGCAUCAAAAUAAAAAUCGAUCACACAAAUUUGGCAGUCGUUAUAGUAGUCAAAGCAGUUUGGCCAGUGAUGCUUCCAGCACUUUAGAUCGCCGCCACCAUCAAAGAAAUCGUUCGUUUUCCCGACGUACUUCUUCGCAACAGCAACAAGAUCUUCCCAAUGAUAUUCAGCAUUGGAAUGACAAGGAUACAAAUAGUGAAUUGUGAAUUUUUUGGAAGAUAAGGCAAAGAUAAAGAAUGUAUUCCUUUCAAUGUCUGCUCUAGUAAAAAUUUAACUAAAAACCAAUAGAUACUCUGUGGUAUAAAAU
This is a messenger RNA of Lucilia sericata (common green bottle fly), 3121 nucleotides long. RefSeq names its product probable serine/threonine-protein kinase clkA. The coding region runs from base 594 to 3020 and encodes 808 amino acids. Lineage: Eukaryota; Metazoa; Arthropoda; Insecta; Diptera; Calliphoridae. Gene Ontology annotation, molecular function: translation activator activity. The transcript is spliced from 4 exons. Gene Ontology annotation, biological process: regulation of translational initiation. The record is from RefSeq and is a predicted model, not a curated record.